Messenger RNA from Triticum aestivum (bread wheat), 1306 nucleotides. Its product is annotated as extensin. NCBI's taxonomy places the organism in Eukaryota, Viridiplantae, Streptophyta, Magnoliopsida, Poales, Poaceae. The record is from RefSeq and is a predicted model, not a curated record. The transcript is spliced from 2 exons. Bases 43 to 684 code for a protein of 213 amino acids.
GCGACGGAGGUCCUCCCGAACUCCCGAGAAAAAAAAAGGAAAAUGAAAAUCCUGUCCUCUCUCCCGCAACCUCCCUCCCUCCCCACGUUUCCCUCAACCUCCCCCGAUCCAGCCGCCCUACCCCGCGCCGCCUCCUACCUCGCCCACCCCGCGGGCCACCGCCGUAGCCCCACCCCGCAUCGCCUCCUACCUCGUGCACCGCGGGCCGCCGUCGCCGCCCCACCCCGCGCCGCCUCCUACCUCGCCUACCCCGCGCGCUACUGCUGCCGCCGCCACCCUACCCUGCUCCGCCACCACGGGAUCCCGGCCGGUCGGCUUCCCCCGAGCACCCCCCACCCCCAUGCGCGUCGGUCGCCGCCCGAGCGCUCCUUCCCUUCCCCGUGCUAUCCCUACCACCGCCGCGGGCGCACCCCACCUCCAACCGCAUCGCCGGCAACCGUCGACCCUCUUCCAACCGGCCUCCAACCACCUCGCUCCCUCCUACACCGCCGGCAAGGCUUCUCCUCCCCCUUGUUUCUCGUCCGGAUCCGCUGCCCCUCCACGGGUCUGGCCAAACCGCACCGCCGGCCGUGGAUCCGCCGUCGGGACCAAUCCCGACGCUGCCUGCCUCCACCACGCACUGGUGCCCCACUGAACUCUGACCACCACGACGAACACCGAUGUUGUCUCCGCCCUUUUGACUGAGUGAAGCUCUAGAUGAGCAGCGACAACAAGGGAAACAAAGCUGGAAAUGGAGCUCACGCUCAUGCACACCUCUCUCCACAAGCUCGUCGCAGCCACCGCAUCAGCUUCCUCCCGUCAGCGGCCCAAACCGCCAUCGCUGCCAGUGUGGCGCCUCAACCCGGGGUUUCUCUGUUCUGGCCAUGUGCGGCCGUCCAACAAACCCGCCUGACAUAGUCCAACUCUAAUGCCAAACAUCUUAUCAUAUGGCCAAAACAUGUCAAAAUGUAUUUUUCUUGUGUACAAACAGCGAUGGUUUUGUUAUCUUUUUGCGUGUCUGUUUUAUUUUUGUGAUAAGUUCACGCUAAUAUAACAACAUGUCGUUGUAUGAGUAGACACAUGGCACUUUCAUUUUUCAGAAACUUUCAGAAAAUAACUACACAGAGAAGUUCAUGUUUCAGAAAUUCCGAAGUUCAAGUGUACUACAUACUGAAGAAACUCAGAUAUUUUCAUGUAACCAAGAUAAGUUCAGAUUGAUAACUGUUAAAAGUGCAUGUACUACUAGUGUGCAUUUGUAUGGAAAAAAUCAAAUAUCGUUUCCCGUUAUUCAAAAAGAGAUAACCAAAAUGUACAAAUUAAAAUAAAA